AUGGAAUUGAAAAAUGACUGCUCUACUCUACAAAAUGGCAAUACUUUCCGUGGAUAUCUGAACGAGUUACAAAAGUACUACAGAGGAAGAUCCAGAUCUUACCGUUUGUAUGAACGACAAAUCACUGCUGUACAGGAGUUCAAGGAACCAUACCCGACACCUGCUAGCACUGAGACGCUUAGUAUAGCCUAUAUGGAGCUCAUGAAUAUGCAUGCCUAUCCGCAAAUCCAGGGUGGGGCCAAGUUCACCCUUCAACUUAGAUUAAAAACAGACGACGAUAUAGCUAAUAUUACCAUAACCACAGCCAUUAGGCUUACAUAUGCGGACGGUACGCUAAUUCCUAAGGAGUUCAUUUUCCAGGAAAUCUAUAAAGCAGUCAAGGUGUUUGCAGAAAACUACGGCGAUUCUGAGGUCCUGGCUAUCAUGAUAAGUUGUUAUACCGAUGGGUGUUUAGAUGUAGUACGACUUCCUACUAAAGAAGAAUCUGAUAAUUCUUUAAAGAAUGUUUUCUAUAAGUAUUGCGAAAUCACUAAUUUUAAAAAACCUAUGACGCCCAAAAACCAGCAUAAAGUAGCUCGCUAUAAUUGCUAUAUAACAAAAGAAAAUCAAGUGAUAAAGAACAAAACGAAAUUCAUAGUGGCCGAUCUAGAAACGAUUCCCUAUAAAUUAGGAGAAAACGACGAAUACAAUACACACGUCCCCUACGCAGGGGGGUAUAUGACGAUUGAUACGGAUAAGGGAUUAGAUGAAAAUAAAAUUAUAAUGUUCUAUGCUGAUGACUACAAAAUACUAUACGAAGAUUUUAAGUCAAUGAGUACAAAGAUGCUCACAGUUAUGAUGAACAGGUUGAUCAAAGAAGCCAGAUCAGCAAGAACAUGUUUGGUAGUAUACUUUCAUAAUUUAGGUCAGUUCGAUGGUCUUUUUAUACUAAGGCAUUUAACAAUGGAACACAGGGGUUUGGUAGUAGAACCCUUGGUUCGAAACCGUAUUAUUUACAAGAUAAGUGUCUAUACAGUAUCCCCCAAGGGCAGGCGAAAGAACAUAUUGUCGUUCCAAGACUCAUACCACCUUUUUAAAGGUAAAUUAGAAGAACUAGCCCGUUGUUUUUGUCCUAAACUAAACGGUAAGGGUGUUAUCAACCACGACAGUGUUUCGCUCGACAAUCUGGGGAUAUAUAAGGACGAUUACUUAUCUUACCUAAAACAAGAUAUUAUGCUACUAGGCGCUGUUAUGCUCGAAGCAAAAGCUAUCUAUUAUGAUUUGUAUCAGGUCGACAUACUUAAUCGAUUAACAAUAUCUUCACUGGCCCUCUCCAUCUUUAGGCGUAAAUACAUAAACGAUAGUGAAAAGAAUAGGAUCUACAUCCUAAACGACAAUGAAGAACAAUUCAUUAGGAGUGGAUACUACGGCGGUCAUACAGAUGUAUAUCUACCUACGGGGGAACAUUUGAAGUAUUACGAUGUGAAUUCUCUAUACCCCUAUUCUAUGUUAUCAGAGAUGCCAGCGGGCAAGCCUAGAUGGAAAAAUAAUCUUGGGUUAAAGAAAACCAAGAUUGAGCUGAAGGAUAUGUUUGGUUUCAUUAAAGCGUUCAUAAUAUGCCCUGCUGACAUGCACAAGCCAUUUCUACCUUAUAAACAGAGUGACGGUACGCUCAUAUUUCCAACUGGUAGGUUUAUAGGUGUCUAUUUUUCUGAGGAGCUAAAGUAUGCUGUAAGUAUCGGUUACAAGGUCUACCCAAUCUGCGGCUAUCUGUUUGACAGAAUGGAAUCACCAUUCAAGGAUUUUGUGAAUGAUAUCUACCGAAGAAGGCUUGAAGCAAAGGCUAGAGGGGAGAAAGCUUUAGAUUUUAUUCACAAGACCACUAUGAAUAGUCUCUACGGCAGGUUUGGUAUUAACCCUGAAAGCACUACCACCUUAAUUCUUAAUAAAGAAGAAGCACUCAAAUUCCCUAUGGAGCAUGAAGGAUUUAUGCAUAGCGAAGAACUAUGUGCUGAUAGGUUCCUCAUAACCUACAAAAAUAAAAGAAGUGCUGAAUUACAGCGAAAACGCGAAAAACCCCCGGCUAAUGCAGCAGUGCAAAUCUCAGCAGCCGUCACAGCCUAUGCGAGGAUACAUAUGUAUCCAUAUAUAGCAAGGGAGGAUUGCUACUAUACUGAUACGGAUUCUAUUGUUGUUAAGCACCCUCUUCCCGCUGAUGAAGUAUCUGCGACCAAAUUAGGUGCUUUCAAGCUAGAACACGAUGUUACUAAAGGGGUCUUCCUAGCUCCCAAGUCCUACAUGUUACAGACGGUAAGAGAUGAGCAGAUCGUGAAGCAUAAAGGUGCUGGAAAAAUAAUGGCUAAUGAGAAGUGGUUCAUAAACCAGCUAGAUGACCCUCAUCUCAAGCAUACUUUCGAAUACGAACUAAAGUUCAGUAGGAACUGGCAUAAGCUGCUGGUGGAAAAGAAAACAGCGCGUAUCACUAUGGGUAUAGAAAGUAAGAAGCGAGACUUCGUUUUUGACCGGUAUGGUAAAUGGGUUGGAACUAAACCUAUUCAUGUAGGAGAUGGGGAUGUUAAUAGUUUGAAUCCCACAUCCUAUAAGCUAAUUAAGAGCUUGCUGGAGCAGAAUGAGGAUCUCCGAGUAGAACUCGCUAAAUCUGAACAGAUGAAAUCUGGUACACAGAAUAUCAAAGAUUCUAGUAAGAAGAAAGCUUCUAAGAAGAAGUCUGACAACCCUGAUAAGAAAGCUGAAUAA
Messenger RNA from Zea mays, 2736 nucleotides. Lineage: Eukaryota; Viridiplantae; Streptophyta; Magnoliopsida; Poales; Poaceae. The record is from the annotation of a RefSeq genome assembly.